GGCUUCGAGCUUCCCUCACACUAUUGAACUAACCAGCUGAUUGCCAAGUUCUCACGCGGUCCUCGGCAUCUAUUUUGUUUGUUUGAUUCGGCAGUUAAAAGGUCUUCGUAAACAAAAAAGUGCAGGAUGGAUUUGCUUGGUUCAAUAUUGGAUUCUAUGGAAAAGCCGCCACCGGUUAACACCAAAGAGAAGGAGAUGCUGAAAAAACAGAAAGAAUUGGCGGAGAAGAUGCGGGCGCAAGAAAAGGCUGAAUUGAGUCGUUUCAGGAAAUAUGUUGAAGACCGCGUCGACAGAUUCUCAAAGGAUGACCGAAAAUAUAUCGAAUUCGAGACAAUGGAUAAAAUUUAUCGAGGUAUUAUACACGAAGUUGCUGAAGUAGCAAAGUUGGUUGCUAUGAGUUUUGGCCGGGAAGGUGUUGACCGGUACACGAUAAUCUAUAAAAAAGAGCAUUUGCCGUCGGAGGAUGAAAUUGCCGCUAGACGAUUAGGCGAAGAAUGGAAUGCAGAAAAAGCAGAAGAAUAUGCAAAAAAGCGUGAAGAACAAAAGCAAAAAGUUACCACUGAGAAGGAGCAGGAAUCCACGUCUACCUCCGAAGUAGUACCAAACUCUAAUUAUAAGGAUAAAUACGCACAUCUUAUAGGACAAGAAGCGGCGCUUGAGGCGGCUCGUAAAACCGAAUCAAACAAGAACUACGGAAUAGUGCCGAGUAAGAACAAAAAAGAUCUCAGGUCGAUUGAACAAACGAUGGCGGAUAUACAGGCAAGGAAACGUUUGAAAACUCAACAAGACGCUUAAUGUUCCUACAUCAGCUUUACAAUUCUCAGUUCAUAUCAAAAUACAUAAAUGUUGUAAAUAUGAGCGCAAGUCAUUCAUGUUUUUUUUUAGUUUGAGAGAAAUAUAAUUAAGUUUAAUUAUACGACGAAAAA
Molecule: messenger RNA, 926 nt
Organism: Hermetia illucens (black soldier fly)
Lineage: Eukaryota; Metazoa; Arthropoda; Insecta; Diptera; Stratiomyidae
Product: sperm-associated antigen 7 homolog
Exons: 5
Coding region: 127-795 (222 amino acids)
Molecular function (GO): nucleic acid binding
Source: RefSeq, a predicted model, not a curated record